Molecule: messenger RNA, 2400 nt
Organism: Aspergillus piperis CBS 112811
Lineage: Eukaryota; Fungi; Ascomycota; Eurotiomycetes; Eurotiales; Aspergillaceae
Product: gamma-glutamyltransferase
Exons: 8
Coding region: 329-2203 (624 amino acids)
Biological process (GO): glutathione catabolic process
Cellular component (GO): plasma membrane
Molecular function (GO): glutathione gamma-glutamate hydrolase
Source: RefSeq, a predicted model, not a curated record
ACCCAAGAAUGCGGAGUCCCAGUCAUGACUCUUGAUUGCAGGCGGGCAUCCACAAUCCCUCGCUGCUUAUCUCGGUCAGGGCUGCCCCCGAUAUGGCUGGGGUGAAGGCUUUCCUUAUUUCUUAUUUCCCUGCGUUCGCUGGGGCAGGUUCUUCCCCCUCCCUUGUACUUUCUUAGGGUAGUGUAUCUGCGAAUAGGGCGUCCUUUAACUCUGGCGGAAAGGCUCACCAGGGCUCUCCCAUGCUGAUCCUCCGCACCUGCUAAGUCUCGCGGACGUAUCUACCCUGUCGCUUUGACCCUCCCCAUCCGACUUUGAAUUUCUUUGCAACAUGGAGACCUAUCGGCCAAAGAAAAGUUCGAGCCAAGAUGCGGAGAAGCAGCCACUUCUCGAAACCUGGGAGACCCCGGCUGAGCGAUCGCAGUGGACCCUGUUACAUGACAAGCGACCCAGCGCUUCAACUAUGUUCCGCCUUGCGAAAUUCACGAUAUUGUCGACGCUACUCCUCACCAUAAUAACGAUACAUCUGCCAAGUGUGCUCACCUCGCCUCUUGAUUUUGCGACUAGCCGGCUUGACCGAGCGAGUAAAUUGGAGGAUGGGAAGCGCGGUGCAGUGGCGAGCGAAAGUGCUAUCUGCAGUCGACAUGGAACAGAUAUUAUAAACAUGGGAGGAAAUGCAGCUGACGCGAUGGUUGCAACAAUGCUCUGCGUUGGAACUGUUGGCAUGUACCAUAGUGGAAUCGGAGGAGGUGGAUUCAUGCUGGUCAAGACCCCUGAAGGCACCUUUGAGGCCAUCGAUUUCCGCGAAACUGCCCCAGCGGCCGCUUUCCAGGAUAUGUUUGAGAAUAAUACGAAGGCUGCCGUUAGCGGGGGCCUUGCAAGUGCCGUUCCUGGGGAACUGCGUGGUCUCGGGUAUCUCCACAGCAAGUAUGGCUCGCUCCCCUGGUCAACCGUUGUGCAGCCCGCUAUCCAAACCGCACGGGAGGGGUGGUCAGUCGGGCAUGACCUGGUCCGCUAUAUGAACGCUGCUGUCGGGGAUGACGAAGACUUUCUGUCUCAGGACCCUACCUGGGCGCUCGACUUUGCUCCCAAUGGAACCAGGCUCGGUGUGGGUGAUACCAUUACGCGAAAACGUUAUGCGGCCACACUGGAGACCAUCGCAAACGAGGGCCCCGAUGCCUUCUACUCUGGAUCGAUUGCAAAGACCAUGAUAGAUGCGGUACAGAAAGCUAACGGUACAAUGACGCUUGAGGACUUGGCCAAUUAUACGGUCGCUAUCCGCAACAUCUCAGAAAUUGAUUAUCGCGGCUAUCGGAUUACUAGCACCCCAGCCCCUUCCAGUGGUAUCGUAGCUCUGAACGUUCUCAAAGUUCUGGGUACUUACGAUAACCUUUUUAGUCCGGAUACUCUGAACCUGAGCACUCAUCGAUUGGACGAGGCUAUACGGUUUGGAUAUGGAUUGAGGACUAAUCUAGGAGAUCCGUUCUUCCUCGAUGGCUUGGAUACGUAUCAGGAAAUGAUGUUAGCGGAUUCCACUGUUGAAGAGAUUCGAAAGAAUAUAUCCGACCAGCAUACCCAGGCUGUGUCUGCCUACAAUCCGCAGGGAUAUGAGAGUCUUGAAACACCGGGUACUUCCCAUAUUGCCGCCAUUGAUCACAGUGGGCUUGCUAUUUCCGCGAUCACGACCAUCAAUUUGCUUUUUGGCUCCAAAGUCAUGGUUCCUGAGACUGGUAUUAUAAUGAAUAAUGAGAUGGAUGACUUUUCUAUUCCUAAUUCGUCCAACUCCUUUGGCUAUAUUCCGUCAGAGGCAAACUUCAUACGACCCGGGAAACGCCCACUGUCCUCUUGCACUCCGGCCAUUGUUACCCAUCCUAACGGAACAGUGUUCUUCGUCGCCGGCUCGGCAGGAGGUAGUCGGAUUAUCACUGCCACCAUCCAGAACAUUAUCCAUGUCGUCGACGAAGGUCUUUCAGCGGCAGAAGCCUUGGCCCAGCCGCGCCUUCACGAUCAACUGGUCCCGAAUCGUGUCACAUUCGAGUACGAUUAUGACAAUGAGACUGUGUCCUUCAUGGAGGCAAGAGGUCACAAUGUGACCUGGGUAGGUCCAGGGGAGAGCACGGCGCAGGCCAUUCGAGUUUUACCGAAUGGAACCUUCGAUGCUGCAGGGGAGCCUAGACAGGCUGAUUCUGGAGGGUUCGCUGUCUGAGGGAUCUAUAAUGCAUAUAUGUCCACCCUGACUAUACAUAUCUGAGGGUUUUAUGAGCGAUACCUUCUGUCUUGGAUUUACACUUUUGGACUUGAGUUGCGAGAGAUAAAGUAUACAUAUAGCAUUAGACUUGAAUAUCGAGACGAAUUAUGACAAUAUCCGAGGCAGGUAUGUCCUGCUAAUAUUAUACGACGCAA